GAAGUACUGCCCCUUUAACCAGCUCUCCUCCCCGUCAGUCCCACACGCGUACUGUUGCUCUCUUCCCCAUUUCGCUGCUUUGUUUUCAUUGUCGCUCUUCCGAUCAUGGCUGCUCAUUCUACCGAAGAGCCAUUCCCCUUCCACGGGCUGCUCCCCAAAAAAGAAACCGGCGCUGCCUCUUACCUCACCCGGUUCCCCGAGUAUGACGGCCGAGGGGUGCUCAUCGCCAUCCUCGACACCGGCGUGGAUCCCGGGGCCCCCGGCAUGCAGGUUACAACUGAGGGGAAGCCAAAGAUUGUUGACAUCAUUGAUACGACAGGCAGUGGUGACGUGAACAUGACCACUGUGGUGGAGCCUAAAGAUGGGACAAUCACCGGCCUCUCUGGCAGAACACUCAAGAUCCUUCCUGCUUGGGUCAAUCCAUCAGGGAAGUAUCGCAUUGGAGUUAAAAAUGGCUACGAGUUCUUCCCCAAGGCUCUGAAAGAAAGAGUACAGAAAGAGCGAAAGGAGAAGAUGUGGGAUCCGCCACACAGAGCAGCACUCGCUGAGGUUUGCCGCAAGACGGAAGAGUUUGACCUCGCUCAUCCAAACCCCUCACAGAUUGAGAAGUUGCAGAAAGAAGAGUUGCAGUGUCAGUCAGAGCUCCUGGCAUCGCUAGAAAAGAAGUACAGUGAUCCUGGGCCCGUAUAUGACUGUGUGCUUUGGCACGAUGGCGUCACAUGGAAGGCUGUAGUUGACACUUCAGAGUGCGGAGAGCUGUCCCAGUGCACUGUGCUGAGCUCAUACAGAGAGUCACAUGAGUAUGCCACGUUAGGAACUGUCGAGAUGCUUAACUAUUCUGUUAAUAUUUAUGAUGACGGCAACACGCUCUGCAUAGUCACCAGCGGAGGGGCUCACGGGACACAUGUGGCAAGCAUCGCAGCAGGCUACUUCCCAGAGGAGCCCGAACGUAAUGGUGUGGCCCCGGGUGCCCAAAUCCUGGCUCUGAAGAUUGGAGACACCCGCCUCAGCACCAUGGAAACAGGCACAGGGCUCAUCCGCGCGAUGAUUGAAGUAAUCAACUACAAGUGUGACCUGGUUAACUACAGUUAUGGGGAGGCCACACACUGGCCCAAUUCAGGGAGGAUUUGUGAGGUGAUCACUGAAGCUGUGCAGAAACACAACGUGAUCUUUGUGUCAAGCGCGGGAAAUAACGGCCCCUGCCUCACUACAGUCGGCUGCCCAGGAGGAACCACCAGCAGUGUUAUAGGAGUUGGCGCAUACGUGACGCCAGACAUGAUGGUGGCAGAAUACUCCCUGAGGGAGAAGCUGCCUCCGAACCAGUACACCUGGUCAUCGAGGGGUCCCAGUACCGACGGGGCCCUGGGGGUCAGCAUCAGCGCCCCUGGCGGUGCCAUUGCAUCCGUGCCCAACUGGACCCUUCGUGGUACCCAGCUGAUGAACGGCACAUCCAUGUCAUCACCUAACGCUUGUGGCGGCAUCGCACUAGUCCUCUCAGGAUUGAAACAGAACGGGAUCCAUCCCUCAGCUCCUGCUGUGAGAAGAGCGCUGGAAAACACUGCUCUGAAGGUUGAUGACAUCGAGGUGUUUGCACAGGGCCACGGAAUAAUCCAGGUGGAAAAGGCGUUAGACUACCUCACUCAGCACGCCUCUUUACCCACAAGCCACCUAGGCUUCUCGGUAAGUGUGGGAACACAGAGAGGCAUCUACCUCAGGGACCCAGCCCACGUUCUUGGACCCACUGAUCACGGAGUUGGAAUUGAGCCCAUCUUUCCAGAGAACACAGGAAACUCUGAGCGAAUCAACCUGCAGCUUCACUUGGCGCUCACGUGCGCUGCCCCGUGGGUCCAGUGCCCCUCCCACCUCGAGCUCAUGAACCAGUGUCGUCACAUUAACGUCCGCAUCGACCCCGUUGGACUGAGAGAGGGAGUCCACUACACAGAGGUGUGUGGGUAUGAUACAGCAGCUUCUACCUGUGGGCCACUAUUCAGAGUUCCAAUCACAGUUGUUAUCCCUGCCAAAGUAAUAGACAGUCGUAGUCAUGAGGUGUGUUUCACAGACGUCCACUUUAGACCGGGCCAGAUCAGACGCCACUUCAUUACUGUUCCUCAGGGAGCCUCCUGGGCAGAGGUCACACUGACGUCUCAUUCGGGAGACGUCUCGUCAAAGUUUGUUCUCCAUGCGGUGCACCUGGUCAAACAGAAAGCCUACAGAGCAAAUGAGUUCUACAAGUUCUCGUCACUAUUGGAGAGAGGCUCACUAACUGAGGCUUUCCCUGUUCUGUCAGGUAAAGUGGUAGAGUUCUGCAUUGCACGCUGGUGGGCGAGCCUGGGUGACGUCACGGUGGACUACACCAUCGCCUUCCACGGGCUCAACACGUCUCCGUCACCCCUGCACAUACAUGCCUCGGAGGGAGUGACGAGUUUCGAAGUGUUUUCACCACUGAGAUACGAGGAAGUGUCUCCAACUAUCACCCUCAAGUCGUGGGUUCAGCCUCUGAGGCCCUUAAGUUCAAAGAUAAAAGCGUUGGGGAUGAGGGAUGUUCUGCCUGAUAACAGACAACUCUAUGAGAUCGUGCUCACCUACAGCUUUCACCAGCCCAAGAGUGGAGAAGUUACACCCAGCUGCCCAAUGCUGUGUGAGCUGCUGUACGAGUCAGAGUUUGACAGUCAGCUCUGGAUGCUGUUUGACCAGAACAAGAGACUGCUGGGCUCUGGUGACGCCUAUCCACACCAGUAUUCUUUAAAGCUGGAAAAGGGAGACUACACUAUCCGGCUGCAGGUCCGCCACGAGCAGUCCAGUGAGCUGGAGCGACUUAAGGAUCUGCCGUUCGUGGUUUCUCACCGUCUCUCCACCACCCUCAGCCUGGAUGUCUACGAGACACAUCGCGCUGCCCUCAUGGCCAAGAAGAAGGUGAAUUCUGUCACCUUGUCCCCGGGUGCCACACAGCCUUUCUACGUCACAGGCCUGCCAGAUGACAAGAUCCCGAAGGGAACGAGUCCAGGAUGCUACCUUUCAGGCUCUCUCGUCGUGCCCAAGAGCGAGUAUGGCAAGAAAGCUGGGCAGGCCUCAGCAAAACGACAAGGGAAGUUUAAAAAGGAUGUCGUUCCCGUCUUCUACCACUUAAUUCCUGCUCCCAACAAAACAAAGAAUGGAGGAAAGGAGAAGGACAAGGAAGGAGAGAAGGAGAAGGACGUUAAGGACGAGUUUGCAGAAGCUAUGAGGGAUCUGAAGAUUCAGUGGAUGACCAAGUUAGAUUCCAGCGCUGUUUAUGACGAACUGAUGGAAAACUACGCCGACUACCUGGCACUGCAUGUGCAAAGGCUCCACCAGCUGGACUCGGAAAAGGAGCGUGUGAAACGCCUCAAGGAGGUGGUGUCAGCAGCAGACCUCGUCAUCUCCCGCAUCGACCAGACAGCCUUGGCUGUUUACCUCACCAUGAAGACGGACCCACGGCCGGACGCCGCUUCUAUCAAGAGCGACAUGGAGAAGCAGAAGUCGUCCCUGCUCGACGCUCUGUGCAGGAAGGGCUGCGCUCUUGCCGACCAGCUCCUCCUGCCCCCCGCGUCGCAGGAUGGCGCCGGGGCUGUCGCCACGGGGCAGACGGUAGCUGAAGAGCCUGCAGAGGAGGCGGCCAGCAGCUCUGAUGACAUCCUGCAGAACAUUUCCAAAGCCCUGAUGGAUACAUUCUGGGAGGUGCAGAAGUGGGCGGAGCUAACUGAGUCCAAGGUGUUGAUGUUUUCAUAUAAACACGCUCUGGUGAACAAGAUGUACGGGCGGGCUUUAAAAUACGCCUCAAAGAUGGUGGAGGAGAAGCCCAGCAAGGAAAACAUGAAGAACUCCAUCCAGCUCAUGUGUCACCUCGGAUGGACACACUGCGCUGCUUUCAGCGAGAACUGGCUCCCCGUCAUGUACCCCGCCGACUACACGCUGUUCUAGGCAACGGCGCGCACACACCUGCAUGCACGCUCGGGCAGCACAGCCACCCACGGUCCCAUCACAUGACAACUACAAUAUCAUGUCCCUCAGGGUCACAUGGUCUAUGCAUCCAACCAACCAGCUGCCUCCUCAGAUUUUUUUUUUUUUUUUUUUUUUAAUGUAAUUGUUGAUGAACACCAAAUAAAUGAUGACGGCGAGCGUAAGUGGAGGGAUCAUGCUCAUCCUGAAGUUACCUUUAAACAUGUUGUCGAGCAGCCUCGGCUGUUCAGCAAGAAAAACAACCAAUAAAUGAGUUUUUAAGAGCUCUGAACUCUCUCGAGGGUGGGCUUGAUCCUGCAGCUCAGUCGUCGUCCUUUAUUUUGCUGUCAUCCACAGAUUUUUGGAGGCGUUCACAUCCACCCCAUUCUCAGCUGUCUGGACUUCAUUUCACAUGAAAAACCUCAUUGUCUGGUGUAAAUACUGUAAAAAAAAAAACAAACAAAAGGGCCACGACCCGGUUUAUUAGCGAAGAAAACAAACUGACUACUCAAAGCUUGCUGUUAUACUUCAGAGAGAAGACGGAGGACUCGCUGCUGCACACGUGCAGACACGGCGCCUGAUCCUUGAGUUAAAAGGGAGUCACAGACAGAGCUCAAUCUCCCUUUUUUCUUUUCUUUUGAUUGUCCAGCCCGCCUGGGUUAAAGCUACCAUUUAUUCUUGUCUGUCUCAGAACACACAACAGUUUUGAGGUGCCUUUCUUCAUGUACCUUAACCUUUUCUGAUGGGAUGAAACACAGGUCGUAGGGGGAGGAUUUGACCACAGGAGGCGCUCAUCCGCUUUCACCCAUCAACCUUCAGUGGUGUCGACGGAUGCGUCGAAGCUCGUAUCAGCAGCGCGACGAGCCGCGUGCUCGCUGCGUCACCGCCGCCUUCGACAACCACCUAAAACAGACCUCACUAACGUCACGAUGCAGUCGCGGGCAGCGGUAGGAUGUUCGGAUCUGGUUUCAUCGUAAAACUUUCACACAGUGUUAAGACGAGUUUCUGUGCAGCAGUCACGGCGUUGCACAUGUACACAGUGUCAUAAAAUAAUGUACAUACACUCAUAACUUACAGUAUAUUAAGAUGCAAUAGGUAUAUAACACAAAAAUAUUCUAAUCGAUGUGUUUUGAGUAUAUGCAUGUCUUCUAGGAUGUAAGGAAGCAUAGUUUUGUGGAAGCGGAUUUUCAGUUUCUAUUUGAAUGAUUUUUAAUCGCUGACGGUAUCCUCUGAUGUUGUUUUCAUGUGUGCGUGUCUGUGAGUGAAUAUUAUUUGUGAGGGUGUUUUUGUGUACAUCGACAUUUCUCCCAGCGAGACUGUAACGAAAGCCAUUUAGAGGGGAGCUGAGCAUAAGUUUUGUUUUUUGCUUUUGAGGACUAACACAGUGCUUUUGUCCAAUUUAUCUAAUUUACACAGACCUUAAAUUACAGCUUCUGCAAGUUGUGAUGUUUUUUCUUUGAACUUAAUAGGUCUGGACAUUUGCCAUGUGCCACAUGUUUCUCUACUCAAAAUAAUCCAGGCGAGGUUGGUGCCUGAGUAGAGCUCAGAGUUUAUGAUACACAAUGCUCAUCUGCUGAAAAGUGCGUGUGUGAGAAGUGAGUGAGGUUUGCAGCUAAUGUACAUUUUAUUUUCCUCUCCUCCUUACCUUGGAAUGGGCGCGGCUCUGAGGCUUUGUGCAUGCUUUUUCUUCAUGUAGUGACGAUGUGAUGUUUAAAUGGUCGACGCUGCCGUGUGCAAGCAUAGGAAAACGGUGUAGAUGGAAAAAAUGCUUCUAAAAAUAGACAAACCUCACAACAUGCUUCUGAAAGCUGUUCAGCAAAAAUUCAAAGGGUUGUAUUUAAGGGUGUAUCUAACAUGGACAGAUCUUUUUUUUUUUUUCCCUUUUUUCUUUAAAUCCAUAAAACUUAAAGUAUGAUUUCUGUUUCAUCACUUUAACCAAAGAACGAUUUUCCACGUUAAGCUGUUUAAUCAUCGCUGCAUGUAUGAAGGCAUAAACCAUAUCGGAGAGGAAGAGGUGGUGGUGUCACGCCCCACGUGUGAAGAUGAACCCUCACCCUCCGGUGUGGAUUUUGUGACUGUUUAUGGUCUCAUCUUUCCCUGAUGUUGUUUUAAGACCUCUCUCAAGUGGAAGGUCCAUGCCUACGAAUGUAAAAGCAGCUGCUUUCGAACCUCUUGUCCUCAAGGGGAGCAGAAAAAUCUCUUCUGGGGGUGAAUCGGUGGUCACAAAUCAUGCUUCUGUUUUUAGCUUCUCAGCAGCAGUCUCAGGUUUCUCUGCUGGAAUCCAUUUUUCUUUUUUAAAUCUUCUCUUUUCUCCUUUUUCUGGAGUUUUGGAUUGUUUUUCAGACAGAUGUUGCGUUCAGGGCUCUGCUAUCAACAAUUACACGCUGCCAAUGACAGUUUCACUUUAAAAAUAAUUUUAAAAAGGCCUUAAUGUUCACCACAGGACUUUACCGUCCACUUCAUGGCACCAAACAGACGUCUCAUAUCCGUUGCUCUCACUCCGCUGGUGUCGAGAAAGACUUCAGAAAAGCUUCUUACGGUUGUGUUUAUAUUUAUAGUCAUAAAAUCUAGUAAAUGCCAAUAUUUUAUCAAAUGUUACGAGAUAAGGUUGUAUGCUCUUAGUAUUAUUUUAUACCUAUUCUUCCUUGAUGACAUGGGAAAGACCCCGAGCUACUGUCACUAUUUUGUGGUCACAUGGAAUAAGUCACAAUCAGAAAAAUGACACUGAAUAAAAAUAUUUGGAAGAA
Molecule: messenger RNA, 6704 nt
Organism: Pundamilia nyererei
Lineage: Eukaryota; Metazoa; Chordata; Actinopteri; Cichliformes; Cichlidae
Gene: tpp2
Product: tripeptidyl peptidase 2
Exons: 29
Coding region: 106-3939 (1277 amino acids)
Biological process (GO): proteolysis
Cellular component (GO): cytosol
Molecular function (GO): tripeptidyl-peptidase activity; serine-type endopeptidase activity
Source: RefSeq, a predicted model, not a curated record